CAGGAUCGUCGCUGUUGAACCUAGCAGAUGGUUGGGAUCAACGAUGCCAGAGUUCUUGCGGUUACAGUUGACUAAACCGCCACCACAAAUUGUCUAUGUGUCCCAACCUUUUCCCCUUACGGUGACCAUCUCGGAUGAUCUUGGAUCCCAUGUGUACUUUGGUGCAAGUCCACUACGAUUACGACUACAGCUAGUGGAUCCGAAUACAUAUGAGAUCGACACUCGUUUUUCCCUUCGACUGGAUAGAAAGGAUGGAAUAUGUGUUCCUCCCAGUGGCAAUAGUUAUGUCAAGUUCAAUGUCACAAUAGAGCCCGCACUUCGAGAGAAACGCAAAGCACAAAGAAUAGAUAUUACACAUGUCAAGCUUCUACUAAAGGUUGACGAACAAGAACUAUUGAAAGAGGUGAAAAGCGAAAAGAGCUGGACUCAAGAGGUACCUGACUUUGUUGGAUUUCGCGGUGUUUAUCAUAGCGAUGCCGGGGAAAUACUCCCCCUCCCCGUCUAUUCAGCAGCAAUACGUAUCUCGAGUGCAAAGGCACCUACCAAUACUGAAGUCCUCAAGACACAACGAUGCGAACGCCACUUCGUUUUCUCACUUGGCCCCGAAUGUCCAGUGCUCCGUUUGCCUAUUCAAGAGCAUAUCCAUAUGACGUUUUCCACGGGCACUCACAUCUGGGACUGUUCCCCUGUUCUCGCACAAUAUCUUCUGCACGCGAGGGAGCGCUGGAUUCCGGAGGGGGAGCAUGUCAAGGUUUUAGAACUGGGUGCCGGCUGUGGAUUAUUGGGGAUUGUUAGUGCCAUUGUUGGCGGAGAUGUUGUAGUCACAGACAUGGAGGAUACAGUACAGGGAAUCUUGCGCGAUAAUGUCAAUGAAGCGCAAAAGUUGAUUAAGAGUUCUGGGAAAAAUGGGCGUCUUCGUGCUCUGUCCCUCGAAUGGGGAAUACUUCCUGUCGAUACCGUCACCAGCGUACUGGAAGCAAAUCCUGAUGAAUCCUCUCGAAUGCUUGUUCUUGCGGCGGAUGUCCUGUAUAAUAUUGGCUCGCAUGAAGUUUUCCUGCAGACUCUAGUAUCUAUCAAGGCGUCAUUCAAUGUAGAUGUGUUGAUUGGGUACAAAAAGAGGGGCCCUGGUGAGGAGCAUUUCUUCGAAAUGGCAAGUGAGGAAUUUGACGUCGAAAGUGUCGGAAAGGGGUGGAAUGUUGAGAUAUUCUGGCUGAGGUCUCGGUAGUAGUAUGACAUUGGAUGCAUAUAGCUGCUUGCAAGCUUGUAAUGUAGACCCUGUUUAAUAGUGAUAUAAGCAGUAUAAGCAAUUCUAUAAAUAGUACCCAG
Spizellomyces punctatus DAOM BR117 is the source of this 1326-nucleotide messenger RNA. RefSeq lists its product as uncharacterized. Bases 44 to 1225 code for a protein of 393 amino acids. The record is from RefSeq and is a predicted model, not a curated record. The transcript has 3 exons. Lineage: Eukaryota; Fungi; Chytridiomycota; Chytridiomycetes; Spizellomycetales; Spizellomycetaceae.